Molecule: messenger RNA, 768 nt
Organism: Monoraphidium neglectum
Lineage: Eukaryota; Viridiplantae; Chlorophyta; Chlorophyceae; Sphaeropleales; Selenastraceae
Exons: 3
Coding region: 1-768 (255 amino acids)
Biological process (GO): mRNA splicing, via spliceosome
Cellular component (GO): spliceosomal complex
Source: RefSeq, a predicted model, not a curated record
AUGCCGCCCAAGCAACGCAACAUCAGAAAGAAGAGGGCUCUGGAGGAGGAGGAGGAUGGGGAAGCCGCGGGCGAGGGGGAGCCCACGGCCGAGAUCGAGAAGGCCACCCUGGAGGACCUCAAGCUGCUGCAAAAGCUGCGAAAACGGACAGCUGGUAUCCAUUCAUCGGCCCUCGCAGCCAGCCGCGCCGACGAGGCCGAUUUUGGCGAGGAGAACGAGCUGAUGGAGGCGUACGUCAAAGCACAGGGCGCUCAGACGGUAGUACUCACGGAGGAGCAGCACAUGGAGCGCUACGUGGAGCAGGAGGUCGCGAAGCGGCUGGGCAAGCAGGUCGACGACGGGCUGCAGCGCGCGACGAGCCAGCGGGAGCGCGAGGAGGAUGCGCUGUUCGAGGUCCCAGAGGAGCUCAAGGCGCAGCUGAAGAACGAGGUUAGCAUCCCCGGCCUCAACACUGCGAUAACUGAGGUUGAGGUUUCCAAGGAGGCCAAGUUGCGCAAAAUUGAGGAGACGGAGGCCAUAAAGCGGCGGCUGCUCGAGCAGGACGCGGGAUGGGGCGGCGACGUGGGCCCCGGCGACGCGAAAGCGGGCAAGGUCCACCGCGCCUCGUUCGUGCCCCGGUUCGGGCGGCAGCUUCCCAAAGUGCAGCUGCCCGCUGACGUGGACCCCGAGGAGCUGGAGAGGCGGCGACGCUUCGUCAGCGAGCGGACGCCCGACCCCCGGAAGUUGAAGCAGCAGCAGUUGCAGCAGCAGAGGGGCGGCGGGCGGUAG